ACUCGGCUCUUUUCGCUGAUGCGGGAGCUUGGGGGCCGCCGCCGCUAGAGAGACGCUUUCCUUUUUUAUUUUUUUUCCAUGUGUUCACUUCCGGGUCCGGCGCCGAUCCGGAUGCCCGAGGCAGAAGGAUGUUUGACCUCCGGAUAAGCGAGGCGCCGCUGUGCAUUCAUUCCCGGCUGCAUCGGUGGCGACAGCAGCGGCCCGGGCGGCGACUCUCCGGCCAGAGGCGGCGGUAGGAGGCACCGGCAGUAGUGCAGGGAGCGAGUCCGAGCGGAGCUGCGUUCCCUCCCUCGCUCGUUCUUUCCCCCCCCUACCUCGCUCGCUCCCUCCCUGCGUGGCUCGCUUUCCUCCUCCGGUCGCCGGCGGGUGUGAUGUGCCGCCGCCGCUGCCCCCGCCGCCGCUGACUGACGGAGCAGGGGGCGCCGCCCGCGCCCGGGACCGACCCCGCAGCUCGCGGCCGCGCCUCUGAGCUCUCUAUCAAUAUCAGCUUACAUCAUUGAAAAGAUAAUUUUGAAGAUAUGUUUUGCUGAAAAGACAACUGAGAAAAAUUUUACGAAUGGGAUGAACACGCUCCAGUUAACUGACUACCUACUGCAAUUCGAAUGUUAACAAUUACCCACCUGGUACAGUUAACCUAGUGAUGUACCUGUUCUCACAAUACCCUAUUUCAUUGUGCUUGUCUUGAUUAAAGAAUUCAAAGUGGAGUACCGCAAACUUGAUAUGGAUAAUAAAAAGAAAGACAAGGACAAAUCAGAUGAUAGAAUGGCACGACCUAGUGGUCGGUCGGGACACAACACUCGAGGAACUGGGUCUUCAUCCUCUGGAGUUUUAAUGGUUGGACCUAACUUUAGAGUUGGAAAAAAAAUUGGAUGUGGCAAUUUUGGAGAAUUACGAUUAGGGAAAAAUUUAUAUACAAAUGAAUAUGUGGCAAUUAAACUGGAGCCCAUGAAAUCCAGAGCACCACAGCUGCAUUUGGAAUACAGAUUCUACAAGCAGUUAGGAUCUGGAGAUGGUAUACCUCAAGUUUACUAUUUUGGCCCUUGUGGUAAAUACAACGCCAUGGUGCUCGAACUGCUGGGACCUAGUUUGGAAGAUUUGUUUGAUUUAUGUGACAGGACGUUUUCUCUUAAGACAGUUCUCAUGAUCGCUAUCCAGCUGAUCUCUCGCAUGGAAUAUGUCCACUCAAAGAACUUGAUAUACAGAGAUGUAAAGCCUGAGAACUUCUUAAUAGGACGACCAGGAAAUAAAACCCAGCAAGUUAUUCAUAUUAUAGAUUUUGGUUUGGCAAAGGAAUAUAUUGAUCCAGAGACAAAGAAACACAUACCAUACAGAGAACACAAGAGCCUUACAGGAACAGCUAGAUAUAUGAGCAUAAACACACAUUUAGGAAAAGAACAAAGUAGAAGAGAUGACUUAGAAGCUUUAGGUCAUAUGUUCAUGUAUUUUCUGAGAGGCAGUCUUCCUUGGCAAGGUUUAAAGGCUGACACAUUAAAAGAGAGGUAUCAGAAAAUUGGAGAUACAAAACGAGCCACACCAAUAGAAGUGUUAUGUGAAAAUUUUCCAGAAAUGGCAACAUAUCUUCGUUAUGUAAGAAGGCUAGAUUUUUUUGAAAAACCAGACUAUGACUACCUAAGAAAGCUUUUUACUGACUUGUUUGAUCGAAAAGGAUAUAUGUUUGAUUAUGAGUAUGACUGGAUUGGUAAACAGUUGCCUACUCCAGUGGGUGCAGUUCAGCAAGAUCCUGCUCUGUCAUCAAACAGAGAAGCACAUCAACACAGAGAUAAGAUGCAACAAUCCAAAAACCAGGUUGUAAGCUCUACAAAUGGAGAGUUGAACACAGAUGACCCUACCGCAGGACGUUCCAAUGCACCCAUUACAGCCCCUACGGAAGUGGAAGUGAUGGAUGAGACCAACUGCCAGAAAGUGUUGAACAUGUGGUGCUGCUGUUUUUUCAAACGAAGGAAAAGGAAAACCAUACAGCGUCACAAAUGAUUCUGGACACAGACAGAUCAUGGGGAGUUACUUACGUGUUCAUCUGCUGUCUUGUGAUUAAAAUCAUCUCUGUAGUGACCACAUAUAUUUCCAAGGACUCACUCUUAGAAACAAAAUGUCAUACUUUCAUACUUCAUUUUGUGGUUGUCUUACAUUCAUAUUUUUUUCUAAUUUAACUUUUAUGGAAGCUUUAAAGUUUUGUCCAAACAUGAGUGCUUUGCCCAUCAAUGAAUGGAAUGGACCGAGGAGGUGGUACUGACGGAUACAGUUCUAAAGACAUUUUUCAGAAGCUCUCCUCCUGUUGUAGAAAGCAGUACAGUAUCUUCAGUGUCAAACAGUUACAUGCCUAAUCUGGUUUGUUUUUUUUUUAUAACUUCUGUAAGAGCAUAAUCAAGCAGGAAUUUUCUCCCCAGUGGAUAAUGCAACAGAGAAGACGCAGUUGCCCAAAUAUGUAAAAGAAGUUAUUUUGUGAGAAGUUCAUUUCUUGUGUGACAUCCGCAUUGAUUUCAGUAUUACUGAUGGUACUGCUAGUCAUGAGUCAUAUUAACAUUCUCUCUGUGAAAUCAUGGUACAGUCACUGCCCAGAGGUACUGAGGAAAAAGCUCUAUGGGUUUGGCAGACGGUAGUGGUCAAACGAAUCACCAGUAGCGUGCUAGAUAGGAGCUCUGCUUUUGUGGCACCACGACGUGAAGUACAGUGUUGCUGAAGUGGCAAAAGCGCCUUUAAAAAAAAAAAAAAAUGCAAAAUAUUUGUAUAAUGUAACUUUAUGCUUCCAGAUAAUUAUGUUAGACAGCAAGAAAUGAAUACUUUGAGAAAUUAAAUAUUUUUUUUUUUUUUUUUUAAAUACACUAAGGAGAAGAAAUAAAUGUGAAUCUCAUUGCAAUGUGUAAGGUUGAAGUCUGAGGAGAUCCCACUGAAACCUGCUGAAUGAUUACAUUCUCCCUUAAGCAGAAAAUUUUGGAUGUGCCAUGCAGUGGUGUCUGUUUAUUAAUUAUUUGCUCUUUGAUAAAAAAAAAAAUAAGGACCCCCAGCAAUAAAAACUGGGUCACUCUAUUGCCCUCUGUGCACAUUAGUCUCUUGUAUUCAACUUUGCUGGUUCUCUGAAAUUUUCCUACUUUUUAGUAUAAUUUUGAUGAUUGAAAACUAUUUUGGAAAGGAUGGGUCAGGUGCUUUGCCUCCAUAGUCUUUUGAAGUGCCUGCAUAUGAACAAAGUAACAGUUCUGUAAAAAAGGAAACCCAUUCCACUUUUUAAGUAUGCUUUGUUUUAAGCCAUAAAGACACAGGUGUACUUUAGUCGCAUUCUACUAGCCAGAUUCUUCAAGAAGAGUUAAGACAUAAAGACUGGCUAGAACAAGAAUGAUGUUUUUCAAAUCUCAUCUUCACCUUUCAUGUAGAAGAUUGCUACUUACUCUUUCCAUGAAGCCCUUUCUUUGUCUUUAAGUGCAUGCCUUCCGGCGUGCUUAUUUAUUUUUAUUGUCUCAAGGUAACAUUUAAAAUGUGUAAUUAAAGUAAAUAAAUUACAUUUUUGACUUCAUUAUUGCAUUUACAGGGAUUUAAUUGUACUUGGUAAUUUAUUUUUUCUUAUUAGUCAAAAGUUCAGCGUGUUGUUUUUGACAAAUUAGGCGCCCAUAUGAAUACUGCAAAUCAGGACAUUGUUUAUCAUUGUUGCUCUGAAUCGUCUGAAUGAUCUUUUCAAGUUCUUGAUUUUAAAGGCCCACGCUCAGCCUAGAAGACAUUUGCUGUAUAAUUUGGUCAACAGUUUCCAUUCUGUCUAUUUGUAUACUGUCAUGAUGUCUUAAACGACAGGAGUUACAUACUGAGUUUUUAUUUUUUGUUUGCCUUGAGCAAGGUAGAUGGAUGUUUUGGCCAUUAUAAUGUGAAACCACUUUUUUCUUUACAGUAUUUGACCAAAUUUGUGUGUCUAUGAUAUUUGUAAAUACAUGCGAUAUCUGUAUUUCUUAUCAUAAGCCUAUUUAGUUUUAUUCUCAGUAGGGUUUUUGGACUGUACAGUGUUUAUAUGAUCUGAACUCCUUAUACAUAAGAAGGUGUGUAUAUUAAUCCAAUUAUGGACUUAAAAUAUUUUAAAAGUAUAAAUACCCUUAUUUGCUGCAAAGACCAGUGUGUAGACAUUUGCUUUUUAGCAAUAUUUUUAAGUGCUCCAUUUUAAUGCCAAGGAAUAAGUCUUUUGGCAACACAAACUGGUCAAUAAUAGGUAAUGCAGGUAUGUUCAGGUUAAGCCAACAAUGUUUUGCAUUUUUAUGCUUCUUUUCUGUCAACACUAAUGAAGUCAACAUUGCCUGAAUGUCUGAUAAUGAAACACAUCCCUGUUUAAAAGUAUGUAACUGAAAAAGAAAUAAAAAAUAAAGGUAGUUUUUUUAAACUCGCUUUUUCCCCCUUCCUCUAAUCACGGGUGAAGUGAUGCUACUCGUAAUAACCUAAGGUAGGAAUUUUAAAAAUCCGGUUCAUUUAGUUUUGUGUAUGUGAGAAGCCGAGCUAAAGGAAGACGCUUUUGUGUUUUGUGUUUCUGUUUGCAUUUUGCUUUGUGGAAGCCCCAGCAUAAAGAGUACAUACCUGGAACUAUCUGAGCUUUCCUUCAAGAAAAAGCCUUUUACACUUCCCUGAACCAUUUAAUAGAGCAAUUAAA
Odobenus rosmarus divergens (Pacific walrus) is the source of this 4636-nucleotide messenger RNA. RefSeq names its product casein kinase 1, gamma 3 (gene CSNK1G3). Gene Ontology annotation, biological process: signal transduction; endocytosis; positive regulation of canonical Wnt signaling pathway. The coding region runs from base 721 to 1992 and encodes 423 amino acids. The record is from RefSeq and is a predicted model, not a curated record. Gene Ontology annotation, cellular component: plasma membrane; nucleus; cytoplasm. The transcript has 13 exons. Gene Ontology annotation, molecular function: protein serine/threonine kinase activity; ATP binding. NCBI's taxonomy places the organism in Eukaryota, Metazoa, Chordata, Mammalia, Carnivora, Odobenidae.